Messenger RNA from Gryllus bimaculatus (two-spotted cricket), 393 nucleotides. The record is from the annotation of a GenBank genome assembly. Lineage: Eukaryota; Metazoa; Arthropoda; Insecta; Orthoptera; Gryllidae.
AUGCCGCAUGAGGGCGGAGGGGAGGGUUGCGAGCGGAAUGGAGUGCGCCGCGACCGCUCACUUCCGGAGGCUGGCUUCGCGCCCAUUGAAGUGUCAUUCACCGCCGCCGAGAAGACCCGCGCCCGCGUGCGAACGAGGAGCCGGUGGGUGCAGCGGACGCCUCGCGCUCGUGUGAACGUCCCGACGGACGGAGGCGCUGACAGGCGGCAGCGCGCUCUACGCACAAAAGUCCUACGGCCGGACGCAGCACGGGCGAAGAAUGGAGCGCGAGUAAAUGGUCUCGGAGCGGCUCUCGGAGAUGCGUGGGUUGGAGAUGAUGAUGUUGGGGAUAGCGAGUGGCACACGUUUGCCGACGUGGAACAAAAUACGAGGAAUAUUGUUAAGGAUUAUUAA